AUGAUGCGAAAGAUUGUAUCUGGAAACUUCUCUAGUGAAAACUGGACUAAGAAACAACUAGAUGCACUAGAGAACCUUCAAAUACAUCGAGUACCAAGAUUCCUACAAUCUGAGCGAGAAAAAAGAAUUGCUGCUGCGAGACGCACUGAGGCUCAAAAGCAGGCUAUUGCUGAAAAGGCCAGAGAGACGAGAAGGCUUAAUAAAGAAGCAGAAGAGCGCGAGAUGAGAGAAAUUCAAGAGAGGGCUCAGGCUGCUAUUAAAAAGCGAAAGGAAGCCACUAAGAAGGCUGCUGCGAGACGCACUGAGGCUCAAAAGCAGGCUAUUGCUGAAAAGGCCAGAGAGACGAGAAGGCUUAAUAAAGAAGCAAAAGAGCGUCAGAUGAGAGAAAUUCAAGAGAGGGCUGAGGCUGCUAUUAAAAAGCGAAAGGAAGCCGCUAAGAAGGCUGCUGCCACUAGGGCUAAACAGAUCAAAAUCAAAGGUAUCGGUUAUACAAAGGAACUUUAUCGGUUCAAUCCAAAGUACACCUUCGCUACUCAUGAUGAUAUUGUUUCAUUUUUCAAUGAUGUCAUCAAGGAAUCACUUGUAGGCCUUGAACGCGGUGACAAAGUGCAAAUAGGGUUUCAACAUCAAAGUCUACACAAUGGAUUUUGGUCAUCAAAAGUUGUAUCAGUUAGUGAUCUGAUUGCUUCUGAUGUGAUAGACGAUAUUACUGCGAGAAUGCAAUCGGCUGAAAUAGCAUCAAUCGAUGAAAGCAUGACUAUCGAGAAAAAGAAACCCAGAAAGCACAUUAGCAAGAUCAUAGCAUUUGAUUUUGAAUCAGAGUUUCUACAUGAUGGUGAACAUCGUGUAAAGUUUACGGAUUGCAAGAACCCUAAUACAACAUUCAUUGCUCACAAUGGUAAGGGUUACGAUUUCCACUUUCUCUUCAAAAAGUUCAAUGACAACGGUGUUAAGCCUAAGUAUAUCUCAAAUGGGUUGAAGAUCAUUUCAAUGGUGCUGCCCAAGUUCAACAUCCGGUUCAUUGAUAGCAUGUUGUUUUUGCCUAUGGGACUGUCAAAGUUGCCUUCCAUGUUUGGAUUAGAGGAACAUGUUCGUAAGGGUUACUUUCCACAUUGGUUCAAAUGUUCAAAUGAUUAUAAAGGCGUUUUACCAUCUUUGGAUGAUUUCCGAUUUGACAGUAUGCCCUAUGAUAAACGCGCUGAUGCACAACGCUGGUACAAGAAAACCCUACGCAAAUGCAUGAAGGCAGCGGCCGUGAAAUUGUUCCGAGAGCAAUUCCUUGUAGCAACCGAUGGUGAAAUUGAUCCUUGGGCUUAUAAAACCAUAGCAUCGGCAUGUAUGGGGACUUACAGGCAUAUGUUCAUGCCUGAAGAAAGCAUACCCACACAUCAUGAAGAAGGAAUGCGGCGUCAUUCAGACAAGGCUGUCCAGUGGCUCGAAUAUCUACGCGAUAAUGGCAUUCUGGAUAUGCGACGUGUUCUACGUGGUGGAGAGAAAUGGAUUGACCGAUUAAAUGGGAAAAAAUUCUAUGCCGAUGGCUAUUCUCCUUCGACAAAUACUGUGUAUGAAUUUAAUGUCUUUGAGACGAUAUACCGAUAA
This is a messenger RNA of Spizellomyces punctatus DAOM BR117, 1599 nucleotides long. RefSeq lists its product as uncharacterized. Bases 1 to 1599 code for a protein of 532 amino acids. NCBI's taxonomy places the organism in Eukaryota, Fungi, Chytridiomycota, Chytridiomycetes, Spizellomycetales, Spizellomycetaceae. The transcript has 6 exons. Gene Ontology annotation, molecular function: DNA-directed DNA polymerase activity; nucleotide binding; DNA binding. Gene Ontology annotation, biological process: DNA replication. The record is from RefSeq and is a predicted model, not a curated record.